Molecule: messenger RNA, 1291 nt
Organism: Melanaphis sacchari
Lineage: Eukaryota; Metazoa; Arthropoda; Insecta; Hemiptera; Aphididae
Product: E3 ubiquitin-protein ligase RING2-like
Exons: 4
Coding region: 262-1248 (328 amino acids)
Cellular component (GO): ubiquitin ligase complex; PcG protein complex
Molecular function (GO): chromatin binding; ubiquitin protein ligase activity
Source: RefSeq, a predicted model, not a curated record
UUCAGUUGAACGUUGAACAUCUCAUACUAUUCAUAGUUCCGUGCUCGUUAGCAUUUCAUCUUCCAUCUUCGUGCCAAAACCGCUACCUAUUCGAGAAAGACCGAAAGCGCUACUGGUUGUCGACGUUUGUUGUUUAUAGUUAUCUCAAUAUCGCCAAAGCGACUGUCGCGCCAUUUCCUUCAACGUCACGUGCUUCAUUUUGCCUACUUACGUUUAAUCAUCGUUUAACCACCGCCCGCCGCCAUUAAACUGUUUUCCAACAUGGCUUCUUCAAACACUAGCAGACUCGGUAAAGAAUGGGAUCUUACACCAUAUGAAUUGCAGAGAACUCCUCAUGAAGUCAUUACGGACGAUACAGAAAUAGCUGUACCUGAGCGGUCUCUUGAAAAAGAAUUGAUGUGUCCGAUUUGUUUAGAUUUGUUGAACAAGCCAGUGUCGACUAAAUGUCUUCAUAGAUUCUGUUCUGAAUGUAUCGUGACUGCACUUCGUUCUGGUAACAAAGAAUGUCCUACUUGUCGUAAAAAGAUAAAAUCCAAACGAUGUCUACGACCUGACCCAAGUUUUGAAAUGUUAAUAUCUAAAAUCUUUCCUAGUCGUGAAGAAUACAAUGCAAUUCAAAAUAGAUAUAUUGAGAAAAUAAAACAGAAUCAAAGUCAAGAUAACCUGAUAAAAUCCAUAGCUGAAGGAAUAGAAAUACAAUCAAAACGGCGUUCGUAUCAGACUAAGAAGAAACGAGACAUACAGGAAACUGAAAGUAACUCAUCAAGUACUUUUACACCAUCUACUUCUGGUCAAAUGGACGUCAAACUAACAAAACCAACAUUAGAAGGCAAUGAAAUAAAAAAGAUUAAAACAGUUGCUUCAACAUCUGUAAUCACCGAUAUUAUUGAAUGUGAUAGUGCGUUUAAUGGUAUGUCAUUAAAUGAUUUGGAACUGGUGCUCAAGCCUCAUCCCAAGAAAAUGCGUAAUAAUAAAUUAAAAAAGGAAUCAAAUAAAACUGAGCUACGUUUUCUAAAAGCGCCACCUCUUACUACUGUCGAACACGUAAGUAGUUAUUUAACUAUGCGGUUCAAUUUAGAUCACAAUAAAGAGAUUGGAAACAAUCAAAUAAAGGCCUCAAUCUACAUUUUACAAACUGCUGGUCAAUACAUACUUCUCGAAGGCAAUCUAACACUUCAAAAUGUUCAAGAGAAAUUUUUGAACGUCAAGAAAGAGGAACCAAUGGAAAUCUUUUACUCUUUUAAUUAAAUUUAUACGAUUAUCUACCAACAUUAGUUAUAACUUAUAAAUA